Messenger RNA from Plasmodium gonderi, 2763 nucleotides. RefSeq lists its product as hypothetical. Gene Ontology annotation, cellular component: condensin complex. The record is from RefSeq and is a predicted model, not a curated record. Gene Ontology annotation, molecular function: chromatin binding. Gene Ontology annotation, biological process: mitotic chromosome condensation. The transcript has 4 exons. Bases 1 to 2763 code for a protein of 920 amino acids. Lineage: Eukaryota; Apicomplexa; Aconoidasida; Haemosporida; Plasmodiidae.
AUGAAAAAGCUAGGUGUUAACACUAAAGCAGGAACCAAUCUAUCGAGGAUAAAAGAAAGCGAAAACCUUUUUAAGAAACCAAUAGAAUUUAACAAAAAUUUAAGAAGAUUGUCAUUUUUAAAUAAAAAAGGUAACGAUGAUAAUCAUAAGGAUAAUUUAGACAAAUGUGAAAAAACGAAAGUGAAAGAAAUAAAUGAUGUUUUUAAAAACUGUAUGGUAGCACUGUCUCAUAAUAAAAUAUGUACAAGAAACGCAUUCGACAUAAGAAUUAUUGAUCAUUUGGAAGAUUUAGUAAAUUUAAAUGACGAAGAAAUAAAUGAAGAAUUAAAUAAUGAAUUGUUGGAAAAUGGAGAUUUUAAUUUAUCUUUUACAAGAGCAUCUAAAGCUAUCGAAGGAGCAACAAAAGUGUAUGGAUACAGAGUAGAAGCAAUUUAUGAUCAGACAUACAGUUUUUUAAGCAAUGUGAAUAUAGCAAAACAAAGUGAUACAAAUGAAGAAUUGAUAGAUGAAAAAAAAAAUGUGAACGAAGUUUCAAAUAAAAAAAUAAAAAAAAGGAAAAUAGAAUUUCUACAAGAAUCAUCCACUUUGGCAAAAUCAUCGGACAUUACUGUGGAUUCUAUCUCUGUAUCAAAUAUAUCGGUUGACACUUUUUUUUUAAAAUUGAAUAGUGCUUAUGAUCAUUCCUCAGGAAAUAGCUACUUAUUACCGAACUUAAUUUUAAAUAAUGACUUGUCCAUACAGUUUGAUGGUGACAUUGAUGCGUGUGAAUAUAAGAAGAGGAAAAAAAUGGAAAAAGUUAAUGAGGAAGAUAUCAAAGAAGACAUGAAUGGUAAUAAUGCGAGUGACACUUAUUUUGCUAGUGCACAAAGUAACAGUGACUUAAUGAUGAAAUGUUACAAAAAAAAAUUAUUCCUUCAUUCUAACAUACUGAGGGAUAUAUUUUUCGGUAAUGAAAAUGAAGAUUUUAACAGCUUGAGCAUAUGCCCAGAAUUGGAUUACUUUAAGGAAGAAAUAAAUAAGCAUAAAUUAAAACGAACAAAUUCGAAAGAAUUAGGAGAUGGAAAUGAUGGCGACGAAGAUGGAGACGAAGAUGAUGACGACAAUGAUAAUAAUAGAUAUGAUUAUAAAACAAAUGAGGAAGAAAAUACCAACUUGGGUAAAAAUGACGAGUAUGGAGGAGACAAUCCAAGGAAUAAUUUAGGUUUAAGUCUAGAUGGAAAUAUGGCAAUAGAUAAUUUAUUAGAUGACAUCGAUUUUAAUAAUAGAAAUAUGGGGGAUAGCAAAAUGCUGAAUAGCAGUUUAAAUAAUAAUAAUAUGCAUUUCAAUGAUUACAGAAUAGACGAUUUAAACAUAGAAAAUGUAAUGCAAGAAUCGCUAGUUUUUGAUAACAUGAAUUUAAAUGAUUCUGCAGGUAAUAAUUUAAAUUUUUCUCAAAGCAUUUUAUCAUUUCAACAGGGAAAUAAUACAAUGGCCGGUUUACCGUUACCAGAACUUAUGAAAAGUGAAAAUAAAGACUUUAGUUUAAUGAACUCAUUAGGAGGUAAUUUUCCCAUGAAUACACAGAACACAUUAUUUUUUAAGAAUCAAAGUGGAACACCAACAAGGGCAGGUUUAAUAUCAACCAUUCCGGAUGAAGACACACUAUGGAAUCGUAACGUGAUGACAUUUGAAAACAGAUUAAAUGCAAUAGAUGUAAAUAAUAGAUUUAAUUACCAUUAUUAUGUUCCUAGCAAAUUAAUAGUUAAUGGAAAUUUCAGAAACCUAAUGGAUAUAGCAAAAUUUUCUCAUAAAAAUAAGCAAAUUGUACAUAACUCCUUGGCAAAUAAGAAAGCAAAAGCUUCUUUUGAUGUAUCAGUUAUUGAUUUUGAAAAUUUAUACAAAGAAAUAAAUGACGUAGAAUUAUCUAAAUAUGAUUUAUGGAAAAAAGAAAAAAAGAAAUAUGUAUCGAAUGCACUUUUCUCAAUUGAUCAAACAUCUUACAUAUUUGAAACGAAAGACAACUGCAUUAAUUGUGUCAACACAGUUACAGAUAGAAUAAUGAAAUUUUCAAAAGUGGCAAUGAUAACACCCGAUGACUAUAAUAGUGAUCUAAAAUUAAAUGUUGUACUAAACGAAGUUAACAAUGACUUUGUAACAAAUGAUUUAAAUCAAAUAAAUUUCGGGGAAUGUAAAAAUACGGAAAGUAUGUUUCUAGAAAAUAUGGAUGAUCAACAGGAUUGUCAUAUGCAGGAUGGAUUGAAUGAUGCCAUAGAUAAAUUUUAUAACAUGGAUUUUGAGGAUAUAUGGCAGAAUGAAACUGAAAAUAAUUUAUCAAAACAGGGAAGUAAGAAUGAGAAUGUGUCUAUUCUUCAGCUUCAUCAAAGUAUUUCCCGCGGAAAUACACGGGGAAAUCCGAACAUUGAAAAUGUUUCUAAAUUUGUUGAUGUUUCCAAAAUAAAAAAGAUUUUGUGCGAUAUUGUGAAGCCAGCCGGGAAUGAGGGUGUCGAUGAGGACGAACAUGGAGGUGACCAUAAGAUUGUUCCUUACGUUGAAGAAAAGACCACAACUUUUAAGGACAUUAUUAACGAGACAAAGUCAAAGAUGAACCCAGCAGAAGUGAACGGCACUUCAAUCCAUAUGCUCUUUGUGUGUCUACUGUACACAUGCAACGAUCAAGAAUUACUUCUGGAGAAGAUACCAAACGAGGACAAUUUUUACGUUCGCUACGGGUUGCCCGUGGAAUACCAUGUUAAGCCCGAUGACAUAUUCAUGCUUAAAAAUUAA